AUGCUAGCAGAAAGCGAGAUCAACACGUCCCCGGAGCUUGAAGACAGUCUCAAGGCCUCGUCGGACCAGGCAGCAUCCCUUCGACACCCUUUCACUGUACCCACGCAUCUUACCAUGCAGUACGGAGUUUGUAUCAGCCGGAGAGACGUCUGGGAUAUCUACUCUGCAAUCGCCUACACCCACAAUCAAGGCACAGAGUGGUUUGGCCGCACCAUCACAAGUGGGCGAAGGCAGACUGGUCUCGGGACUGCACAUCCUCUGUACACUAUCAAACAAGAAGAGAUCAAUAACAACGCCGCCCUUCAGCCGCUCCCGAAGCCACUGCAUCCGAAUGUGACGGUGUUGCAUCAUGUGUUCUGCAAUAACGCGACAAUUUCUUUCGUGUACGAGGAAAUGGACAUGUCCCUGUCGCAGGUUUUGUCGCAUCCUCUCGAGCCUUCGAUCUCGUAUCCAGCACAGAGUCACCGAUUGAUUGGGGCGAUUUUCAAGCAGAUCGAAGCUGAUAUCCAAGCUCAGAUCCUGUGCGGUGUCGAGUACGUGCACCAACGACUUCACGUCGCGCACGGCGGCCUUUGUUUGUCUAAUGUCCUGAUGAAUCGCAAUGGCAUUAUUAAGCUGGGUUCGUUCGAUCGAGUGAUGAAUAGAAACCAUCAAUCACUGAUCUGA
This is a messenger RNA of Recurvomyces mirabilis, 666 nucleotides long. RefSeq lists its product as uncharacterized. The transcript has 2 exons. The record is from RefSeq and is a predicted model, not a curated record. The coding region runs from base 1 to 666 and encodes 221 amino acids. NCBI's taxonomy places the organism in Eukaryota, Fungi, Ascomycota, Dothideomycetes, Mycosphaerellales, Teratosphaeriaceae. Gene Ontology annotation, molecular function: ATP binding; protein kinase activity. Gene Ontology annotation, biological process: protein phosphorylation.